This is a messenger RNA of Prunus armeniaca (apricot), 1539 nucleotides long. Lineage: Eukaryota; Viridiplantae; Streptophyta; Magnoliopsida; Rosales; Rosaceae. The record is from the annotation of a GenBank genome assembly.
AUGGAUUCGGAAGGAUUUCCAUCUUCGAGGCAGGUGGUGAAGUGUUCUAAUUGCGAGUGCAGUUCUUCGGUUAUGAGCGUUUCUUCAGGGACUUGGCUCCGUUCGGUAAAGAGAAAGUAUAGCGAGUAUGAGGAUGGUAACCGUUUCUUUAUACCUGGGCUUGAAAUUUAUUAUAAUGCACGAGUCCAAAUGGAGAACGAAUGUGUUGCAUUACGUGAGACUCUUAGUAGCCAGCAGAAUACAAUACAAGAUUUGUAUACUGAACUGGAUGAGGAGAGGAAUGCUUCAUCAUCGGCCGCGAACGAGGCUAUGUCAAUGAUAUUGAGAUUGCAGAGGGAGAAGGCGGAAAUACAGAUGGAGGCUCGGCAAUUCAAGUGUUUUGUUGAGGAGAAGAUGGCACAUGACCAGCAAGAGCUUUUGGCACUGGAAGAUUUGUUGUAUAAGAGAGAACAAGCAAUUCAGGCACUCACAUGUGAAGUACAGGCCUAUAAGCAUAGAAUGAUGAGUUAUGGGCUCACAGAGUCUGAGGCAGAGGGUGAGAAGGGUGGGUUUAGCCGUAUCCAGAGUAUGGGUGAUUUUGAAGCGCAGUAUGAACUCCCCACAACGCCCACAUAUGAGUAUCCACCUCUGAAAUGCAAGCUAAAUGAGACUCAAGGUCCAUUGGAGGAGGAUGAUGAUGUUACAGAUAUUGAGAAAUAUGCAUUUGGUGAGACCCCUCGUGGGAGAGAUCAUUUGAGAAAUCUGGAAAACAGGCUCUCUCAGAUGGAGAGGUGUCCGAGCAGCAAUCAGCUGGAUGGGGAUUUUUCGGGUUCCAAGAACAUUUUCGAAAAGGUGGUGGUUGGUUAUUCUCCUAGGCGGUCAAGACAGUCCGGGAGACUUUCAAGUGAUUCACCCAUGUAUACGGUUAGAGAAGCUGGUUCAGAUUUUGGUGCUGAAUCUCCUAGGUAUAACAGCAGCUUGAAGAAGGUGGAUUAUGUCUCACAGUCAGAGGACUACCCAAAUACGAGAAAGCUAGAUAACGCAUCAGAAUUUGGAGAUGACAUGAGUGACAGAGUUUAUACCAUUGACUCUAUCCAUAAUGGAGCACCUUACAAUGGUUUUACAGACGCCAAAGCUGGAGUUGGAGAUUACAUAACUGCUCCAAGGGGAUCACUUAAUCAGCCUGAUUUUGAGGAUCCUGAUAUCAUGAAGCUCUAUAUGAGGCUUCAGGCACUUGAGGCUGACAGGGAGUCGAUGAGGCAGGCAAUGCUUUCGAUGCGGACUGACAAAGCUCAACUGGUAUUACUUAAAGAAAUAGCUCAACAUUUGUGUAAAGACAUGUCAGCGGAGAAACAAAUGACUGUAAAGAAGCCAUCUCUUGUUGGAAGUUCCUCCUUCAUGUCAGUUUUUAAGUGGAUCAAGUCCUUUGUUUUCUGGAGAAGAAGAGCGCAUCGAAGCAAGUAUAUGUUUGGGCUAUCAGCCAACGUGGGUUUGCUUAUGCUUCUAGACAACAGUCCCCAUGCAAGGCAGUGGAGAUGUCUUACAAGCACACAAGUGUGA